This is a messenger RNA of Schistocerca serialis cubense, 1320 nucleotides long. RefSeq lists its product as uncharacterized. The transcript is spliced from 2 exons. The record is from RefSeq and is a predicted model, not a curated record. The coding region runs from base 1 to 1320 and encodes 439 amino acids. NCBI's taxonomy places the organism in Eukaryota, Metazoa, Arthropoda, Insecta, Orthoptera, Acrididae.
AUGUGGUAUGGACGCGAGACUAUACCGUCAGUGCCAUUGUUAACAUCAAUGUCAGAACCGAAUAUGAGACAAAUUCAGCAAUGUGACACAAAUCGGACACAGGAAACUGACAAACUGGACCGACUAUUAGAGUUAUUUGCAGACAUGAAACGAGACGUUUGUCAGAAAAUUGAAGCAAAACUGGACGCACUUGGUCAGGACUUUAAACAAAGGCUAGAUAAAAGCGACGAAAAAUUUGACGUAUUAAACCGUACUAUGACCGAAAAUUUUGAACGAACGACAAAACAGAUGACAGAAUUAAAUAACACCACUCAAAAGCUCAGCCAGAGAUUUGAAACUUUGUCCAACCGAGUCACUAAACAGGAAGAAACUUUGGUUACAUUCACACACGAAACAAAAAACAAUAUCACCCGAUGUGAGAAUCAGUUAACUCAAAUAGUUAAUGUGCAGCAGGAAGUGAACACUCGUGUGGAAGAGUUAGCUCAGGCCCACACUUCAGCUAGCUCCACCCAAGAAAAGCUGACUGAAGAAGUGGGAAAUAUUACCCAACAACUUACAAUGGUAGUUCUUGAACAAACCCACCUCAAAGAAAAGAUAGAAAAACUAGAAGAUCGAGCGGACCUCGCGUCACUAAACAACGACACCAACAUGGCCGAAAGAAUUGUACAUGAAUUUUACAGAGGCGAUUCACGCCAUUCAAAUUUUAUUCAUAUUAGUAACCAAAAUCAGUACCCACCCCAAAGGAACCGUAGUGACGGUGGUUGGUGGAACCAUCCGUCCGCGCCGCGACACAAUACGGUGCCUGCGCGCGAAACAUACUCAAAUGGAAACGUGUAUGAUGGUAGGAACAACCGCAGAAAUUCGUGGAAUAAUAACAAUAAUUAUCACCCAUAUCAAAAUGGUAACUACAAGCAAAAUGAAAAUUACAGACAGUAUAACAACAACAACAAUAGGAGACGUGAGAAUAACCAGUACAAUCCGGGCUACUUUGACAGGAACAUGCCAUAUAACAGACAUAAUUACCGUCAAAACAAUAACAAUCCCAACAAUCACCGACAGAAUAUGUGGAACACACAAAAUUCACGCAGGACAAAUCAUAACCCUCCACGGAAUCCGCCGCCGUUCCCCAGUACAGUUAUGCACUCCCCGCCACGAAGUAGCAAUAACAAUUGCGGCGCGCAAUCAGCUGACGCGUGGGCGCAAACCGGCCGAAAUGUAAACAUAGUGGAGCUGGUCAAUGAACCCGACCAAACACAGCAGACGACGGAAACAGUCGACGACCGAGCUAAGCGCUCGUGCUUCGGUCGUGAGGUGUUGUAA